Messenger RNA from Manihot esculenta (cassava), 2141 nucleotides. Its product is annotated as probably inactive leucine-rich repeat receptor-like protein kinase At5g48380. Gene Ontology annotation, molecular function: ATP binding; protein binding; protein kinase activity. Lineage: Eukaryota; Viridiplantae; Streptophyta; Magnoliopsida; Malpighiales; Euphorbiaceae. The record is from RefSeq and is a predicted model, not a curated record. Gene Ontology annotation, biological process: protein phosphorylation. The transcript has 2 exons. Bases 180 to 1970 code for a protein of 596 amino acids.
CCUCCUCAUUUGACUUGUUCCAUUUUGUUUCUUCAUUCUUUUUUUCCAAAACAAAGGAAGGAAUCAGGAAAGGCCCUUGAAAAUGUUGCAACUUUUGCAGCUUAUUUCCUCGACGAUACUGGAACUAAGUAUUUAUCUUUGAUUCCUUUUGUAUCAGGAAGCUGCGAACUGAGAUCUCAAUGGAACUUGAAAACACAAAACUUCAUCCUAUUUUUCUUCACACUUUUAUCUGUUCGUUGCUGGGUAUUCUUACUGCAACUAUGGGUACUGAAUCUGAUAUUUCUUGCUUGAAAUCUAUUAAAGCUUCAUUGGAAGACCCUUAUGGUUACUUGAAAUCUUCAUGGUACUUCAGCAACUAUACACAAGGCUUUAUCUGUAGUUUCACCGGAGUAGACUGUUGGCAUGACGAUGAGGACAGGGUUUUAAAUCUACGACUCUCUGAUAUGGGGCUCAGGGGCCGAUUCCCUCAGGGGAUUGAGAAUUGUACAAGCCUAACAGGCCUGGAUCUUUCCAAUAAUGAGCUUGAGGGACCAAUUCCAUCUGAUAUCUCGAAGAAACUUCCAUUUGUUACAAGCCUUGAUCUUUCCUUCAACAAAUUUUCCGGUGAAAUCCCAUCAAGCAUUGCCGGUUGUUACCAUCUGAAUGUUCUUAAACUAGAUCACAACCGACUGACAGGUCAUAUUCCACAGGAACUUGGUUGGCUCAGUAGGAUCAAGACCUUUAGUGUCUCCGAUAAUCAAUUAUCAGGGUCAGUGCCAGUCUUUCUAAACCCUACAGUUUCAGCCGACGUCUACGCAAAUAACAUUGGGCUCUGUGGGGGGCCUUUACAAAGGUGCCCAGAUAAUUCAAGGAAAUUUAACUGGAGAUUUGAUUACUCAUUCAAAAGUGGGUUUGCAAUUGGCUAUGCAGUUUCUCUCAUUUCAGCUUUAGUCAUAUACGCGUCCUAUUGUGUGCCUUGGGUUUAUAUGGGGAAAAAGAAUGGGAUGAUCACAAUACCAGAACUGGUAAAGUUGAUGCUGAUAAGGAAGAAUGAAAAGCCAGAGCUUGACCAACUGGGUAGUUUGUCAACAAUGGAGUUUCUGCUGGAGAAAGAGGUUUCUACCUCGGAAACCUUUGUUACGAGAAUGAGCUCUGUAGAUCUGUGCAAUGCCACUGAAAAUUUUAGCAAGCAUAAUAUUAUUGGAGUGGGACUAACAGGGAUAAUGUACAAGGCAAGCCUUCUUAAUGGUUGGUCCCUCGCAGUCAAGAAAUUAUAUAUUUCUGAACAAACUGAAGAACAGUUCAUAUCUGAAUUGAAGACAUUAGGUAGACUAAGACAUGAUAACUUGAUUCCACUCAUUGGAUUCUGCAAAGAACAAAAAACAAGGUUUCUGGUGUAUAAAUAUGUAUCAAAUGGAAACCUUUUCGAUUGGUUACACUCAGAGGGAGACAAGAAGAAAAUCUUGAAAUGGCCUUUGAGGAUCAGAAUUGCUGCUGGUGUAGCCAAAGGCUUGGCAUGGCUCCACCAUUGCUGCAGUUUUCGUGUAGCUCAUCUUAACAUAAGCUCCAAAAGUGUUUUACUUGAUAAGAAUUUUGAGCCCAAGUUAUCAAAUUUUGGAAUGUCUAGCUUCAUCAAUCCAAAUGAGGUCAACUCAAGCAGCAGGGGUUUCAUCAUGGAUGUUGAAUUUUGGGAGGAGUGUUUUCUUAAGGAAGAUGUUUUCAACUUUGGAAAUUUGCUUCUUGAGUUGAUAACAGGAAAAAUGGGUAUUGCUUUGAGCAGUUGUUAUGGAAGCUUGGAUGAAUGGUUAAGAGAUCUCUCUUGUAGCUCUCCAAGUGUAUCUGAUUCUAUUGAUGAGGUUGUGAAAGGGCAAGGACAUGAUCAUGAGAUCUUUCAGUGCCUGAAAAUAGCUUGUGAUUGUGUUCAGCGAUUUCCAGAGAAAAGGCCAACCAUGCUUGACGUCUACAUGAAAAUUAGUAACAUUUAUAGCUAAUUGAACUCUGCAAAUUGAAAUUGGUGCAGCAAAUUCAGAGAUGAUUUAAGCAGGACAAGCCUUGUCAGUGGAAGCAAAAGCAUAAGCCUCCUUCUGCUACAUUGAGACUGAGAUUCUAUUAUAAUUUAAAUUUAGAGUAUGUUCAGAAUGCAAUCUUUGCUCAUGAUUUAA